AUGGAAUACCUCAGCGCGCUGCAAUCGUCCGCGCUCACCUCGCCCAGCAAACCGUCCCUCUUCGAACUGCUCUCGGAAUCGCAACUCAACUGCCUCCUGCCGCCGACGCUGCGCUAUCUCCUCGCGCUCCUCACGCACCGGCACCCGCGCCACCUCCUCCGCAUCCUCAACUCCUUCGACGAAGUCUACGCGCUCCUCUCGCUCGUGGUCGAGAAAUACUACCUCGAGACCUUCGGCGGCGGGUUUACCGAGAACUUCUACGGGCUGAAGAGGGAGAAGGUGCUGCGGGUGCGCGGUGGGGAGGCGAGGAGGACGGGGUUGGCGGUGCCGGCGGAGCUGAGGGAGAGGCUGGCCGUCAGCACUUCGAGGCGCCAUGUGUGGAGCAAUCUGGCGGUCAUGGUCGGGGUGCCGUAUCUGAAGAGGAAGCUGGAUGAGGCGUAUGAUGUGCAUGUUGCGCCGUCGCGCGCUUUGAUUGUGGGCGGCGGACCGCAGUAUGUCGAUCGUGAUGCGCUGCCGUCCAAUCCGACGUGGAGGCAGAGGUGGCGCUGGUGUUGUAGGUGGUUUCUCAGACGCGUGUAUCCGAGCGUGAACGCGGCUUAUUAUUUCUCCAUACUGGGGUUCUCGUUGGGGUAUCUGUUUGAUGGAACGAAGUUUUCGAGCCCGUUCUUAUGGCUGGGGGGCACGAGGAUGAGAAGGUUGGGCGAGGCGGAUUACAGGGCGUUUGCGCUGGCGGCGGAGAGGAAGAUACCGGGUCUUGAUUCCGGGCUCGGUUGGAGGAGUAUCUUCGAUCGGAGGGUGUUGUACGCGAGGUUAUUGUCCAGUUUGAGGAUCCUGCUCCCGGCCAGUAUCUUCGCGUUGAAGUUCUUGGAGUGGUGGCAUGCUUCCGAUUUCUCAAAGCAGUUGAGCAGAAAGGCAGCGGAAGGUCUGGAAUUGCCGCCGCCCAUCGUUUCGGGGAUGGGAUACGGCGACGAGAAACAGACAGACGCCAAAGCUAGCAAAGCCAACCGAGAUCCCCCAAUAUCCAGCACGAGCUACCUCCCAAUCCUCACUGUCCCUCCACCGCCCUCCAGCGAUCUCUGUCCGAUAUGCCUCCACCCAAUCUCCAACCCAGCAGCAUGUCAGACCGGCUACGUCUUCGACUACAAGUGCAUCUUCCGGUGGAUCGAAGGUACUCAUGAAAGGCAGGCGGCGUGGAUGAGAGGCGAGAAGAUGAGUGAAUGGGAGGAUGAUGACGGUGAAGCGGGUGCUGGCGAUGGUGCUGACGAUGGAGAGAAGAGAGGUGAGGUGGAGGAGAAAACUCCAUCAAGCAGAGAAGGAAAAUGGGACAGCGGUAAAGGUAGAUGCGCAAUCACAGGCCGGAGAGUCUUGGGCGGCACCAGUGGCUUGCGCAGGGUCAUGGUAUGA
This is a messenger RNA of Endocarpon pusillum Z07020, 1404 nucleotides long. RefSeq lists its product as uncharacterized. The record is from RefSeq and is a predicted model, not a curated record. The transcript has a single exon. Gene Ontology annotation, molecular function: zinc ion binding; ubiquitin-protein transferase activity; protein binding. Lineage: Eukaryota; Fungi; Ascomycota; Eurotiomycetes; Verrucariales; Verrucariaceae. Bases 1 to 1404 code for a protein of 467 amino acids. Gene Ontology annotation, cellular component: peroxisomal importomer complex; peroxisomal membrane. Gene Ontology annotation, biological process: protein monoubiquitination; protein import into peroxisome matrix.